UCUGACAGCCGCGGGCCCGCGCUGCUCCCCGGCGCACCGGGACGGACCGGCCGCGGCAGCGGCGGCGACGGAGGACGCGAGGACCGCGGCCCAGCGCCAAGUGCGGGAGGCGCGCGGUGGCUCUGGCGGCGCGCAGAGGUCCCCUCUGAGGCAGCUGGGCGCUCAGGAGGCCUCACCACCCCGGAGGAGUGGGCCCGCCAGCAAAGCAAUACGGGAUGGCGUGGAGCCCUCCCAGGGCCUGAGGAGAGCGUGUAACCCACAGCCCGUUGGACCCGAGCCUCUAAGUCGGGGGGCCGCACCAGCCGGGAGACAAGAAGAAUGGAUGCUUCGGCCCCUGGCGACAUGCACACGGUGUAAUGACAGAAAAUGAGCAGGUUUGCAGAGAAACUACUGGCCUGAAAUUUAAGACAAAGGCGUCGUUGCUUGGCUCUGGCUGAGACCAUGGCCAAUGGCAUUGACGAGCUCAUCGGCAUUCCCUUCCCCAACCACAGCAGCGAGGUUCUGUGCAGCCUGAACGAGCAGCGGCACGACGGCCUGCUCUGCGACGUGCUGCUGGUGGUGCAGGAGCAGGAGUACCGCACCCACCGCUCCGUCCUGGCGGCCUGCAGCAAGUACUUCAAAAAGCUCUUCACAGCCGGCACCUUAGCCAGCCAGCCCUAUGUCUACGAGAUCGACUUUGUCCAGCCAGAGGCCCUGGCCGCCAUCCUCGAGUUCGCCUACACCUCCACGCUCACCAUCACCGCCUCCAACGUCAAGCACAUCCUCAACGCCGCCCGGAUGCUGGAGAUCCAGUGCAUCGUGAACGUGUGCCUGGAGAUCAUGGAGCCGGGCGGGGACGGCGGGGAGGAGGACGACAAGGAGGACGACGACGAUGACGAGGAUGACGAUGACGAGGAGGACGAGGAGGAGGAGGAGGAAGAAGAGGAUGAGGAAGAGGAUGAUGAUACGGAGGAUUUCGCUGAUCAAGAAAACUUGCCCGACCCCCAGGACAUCAACUGCCACCAAAGCCCUUCCAAGGCGGACCAUCUCACAGAGAAGGCCUAUGCAGACACACCCAGGGACUUCCCGGACUCCUUCCAGGCCAGCAGCCCCGGCCAUCUGGGCGUCAUCCGGGACUUCUCCAUUGAAUCUCUGCUGAGGGAGAACCUCUGCCCCAAAGCCAACAUCCCCGACAGGAGGCCCUCCUUAUCUCCCUUUGCCCCAGACUUCUUCCCACACCUCUGGCCAGCGGACUUCGGUGCCUUUGCCCAGCUGCCCGAGCAGCCCAUGGACAGUGGGCCCCUGGACCUGGUCAUCAAGAAUCGGAAGAUCAAGGAAGAGGAGAAGGAGGAGCUGCCCCCGCCCCCGCCCCCGCCCUUCCCGAAUGACUUCUUCAAGGACAUGUUCCCGGACCUUCCCGGGGGGCCGCUGGGCUCCAUCAAGGCGGAAAAUGACUACGGUGCCUAUCUCAACUUCCUGAGUGCCACCCACCUGGGGGGGCUCUUCCCGCCCUGGCCCCUGGUGGAGGAGCGCAAGCUGAAGCCCAAGGCCUCUCAGCAGUGCCCCAUCUGCCAUAAAGUCAUCAUGGGGGCCGGGAAGCUGCCGCGGCACAUGCGGACCCACACCGGGGAGAAGCCAUACAUGUGCAACAUCUGCGAGGUCCGCUUCACCAGGCAGGACAAGCUCAAGAUCCACAUGCGGAAGCACACAGGGGAGCGGCCCUACCUGUGCAUCCACUGCAACGCCAAGUUCGUGCACAACUACGACCUCAAGAAUCACAUGCGCAUCCACACGGGCGUGCGGCCCUACCAGUGCGAGUUCUGCUACAAGAGCUUCACGCGCUCCGACCACCUGCACCGCCACAUCAAGCGCCAGAGCUGCCGCAUGGCACGGCCUCGGCGGGGCCGCAAGCCCGCCGCCUGGAGGGCCGCCAGCCUGCUCUUCGGGCCCGGAGGCCCGGCCCCAGAGAAGGCGGCCUUCGUGAUGCCCCCGGCGCUGGGCGAGGUGGGCGCCCACCUGGGCGGGGCCGCCAUGUGCCUGCCGGGCCCCAGCCCCACCAAGCACUUCCUGGCGGCGCCCAAGGGCGCGCUGAGCCUGCAGGAGCUCGAGCGGCAGUUCGAGGAGACGCAGAUGAAGCUGUUCGGGCGCGCCCAGCUGGAGGCCGAGAGGAACGCGGGCGGCCUCCUGGCCUUCGCGCUGGCCGAGAACGUGGCCGCCUCCAGGCCCUACUUCCCGCUGCCUGACCCGUGGGCCGCGGGCCUGGCCGGCCUCCCUGCGCUCGCCGGCCUCAACCACGUGGCCUCCAUGUCUGAAGCCAACAACUAGGCUGGUCCUGUCGGCCCCGGUCCAGCUGCCCUGUCCUCUCUCCCAGCAGGCCCACCUGCCCCAUCCAACGGAUCGGAACUUAUUCCAAAAUCACCAAGAAAAAAAAAAAAAAAAAUGAAAUACAUGUCAGCAGCAAUGGUAUUUUCCAGGCCUCCUGAGGCAGCUGCCUCCUUUUUGCUUGCGUCUGAGAUGGGCAUUUCCCCUCCGCAGGGCCAGCCUCUCCCUGACUGUCUGGCUCUCACACAGGACUCACAGGG
Molecule: messenger RNA, 2561 nt
Organism: Eptesicus fuscus (big brown bat)
Lineage: Eukaryota; Metazoa; Chordata; Mammalia; Chiroptera; Vespertilionidae
Gene: ZBTB7C
Product: zinc finger and BTB domain containing 7C
Exons: 5
Coding region: 442-2304 (620 amino acids)
Biological process (GO): regulation of transcription by RNA polymerase II
Molecular function (GO): RNA polymerase II cis-regulatory region sequence-specific DNA binding; protein binding; DNA-binding transcription factor activity, RNA polymerase II-specific
Source: RefSeq, a predicted model, not a curated record